Molecule: messenger RNA, 1952 nt
Organism: Diospyros lotus (date-plum)
Lineage: Eukaryota; Viridiplantae; Streptophyta; Magnoliopsida; Ericales; Ebenaceae
Product: ethylene-responsive transcription factor RAP2-4-like
Exons: 1
Coding region: 508-1638 (376 amino acids)
Biological process (GO): regulation of DNA-templated transcription
Molecular function (GO): DNA binding; DNA-binding transcription factor activity
Source: RefSeq, a predicted model, not a curated record
UAAACCCAGAGAGGCCUCGCCUGCAAUCCAUGAGUGAAAGCCAAGGUGAAGUUACAGAGGAAAACUAGUGUGAAUUUGAUCGUUUCUCUCUUUCUGUUUACUCAUCCCCCCUUCUCUACGUUCCCCGCUUCUCUGAAUCCCUUUCUGUCAUCGUCUGUCUUUCAAACUUGAAAUUGAUUUUGUGGGUUUGGUUUUCUUGAUUUUGAGCACGCACAAGCACACAACGAAACAAACCCAUCAGGGUGGUUUUGAAAGUCAGGUGAUUCAGAAUAGAGAUCAGGUUCUUUUUUUUUUUUCUAUUUCUAUUUUGUCUUUCUAUAACGUUUUAGAUUUUCCUCUGAUCCAAACAACGGAGAGGGUUGUUUUUCUGUCCCUCGGGUUGUUUCUGGUGUCCUUUAAGCCUGUUCUUGGAUUUUGGUAUAAGAAACAGGUCGGUGUUAAGGUGUUUCUUUCUCUUUGUUAUAUUUUGUGUUGGAUCUUUGGUUUUUCUGAUUUUCUUGAGAAGCCAUGGCAGCAGCUAUAGAUUUAUACAGUAGCAGCAGCAGCAGCAGCAAUCCAGCUUUCUUAGAUCCCUUUGGGGAGGAGUUGAUGAAGGCACUUGAACCUUUUAUGAAAGGUGACUCGUUCUUCUCCUCCUCCGGCGGCGCCGCAUCUCCGGCAUCUUCUCCUUCUGCAAUUCCCCCAUCCCCUUCCCCUUCCUCCUCCUUUUCUUCUUCUUCUUCUUCCCCUCCUCGCUCUACUUCCCCCCUCUCUCCUCCCUCUACCUCUUACUCUUCAUCUUGCUACUCCCUUGAUUCAGAGACCAACUGGUUCUCGACACCCCCUGUGUUUUGUCAAGGGUUCUCGAGCUAUGAUCAAAUGGGUCUUGAGCAAUCGGGUUCAGUCGGGCUCAACCCCCUCUGCCCAUCUCAGAUCCUCCAAAUCCAAGCUCAAAUCCAGCUCCAGCAACAGCAGGAACACUACUUAGAUCCCGUGGUUGCCGCACCGUCAUCGAUCCGCAGGCAACAACAGAGUUUGACUGGCUUGCUUGGUCCAAAAUCCAUCCCGAUGAAGCAGGUUGGGGCCUCAUCAAAGCCGGCCAAGCUCUACCGCGGCGUGAGGCAGCGCCACUGGGGAAAAUGGGUGGCCGAGAUCAGACUCCCCAAGAAUCGAACUCGGCUUUGGUUGGGCACCUUCGAUACAGCGGAAGAAGCGGCCUUGGCUUACGACAAGGCGGCAUACAAGCUCCGCGGAGACUUUGCCAGGCUCAAUUUCCCCGGCCUCCGGCAUCAAUUGGGCCACCAGUUCGCGGAUUUCAAGGCUCUGCAUUCCUCAGUUGACGCAAAGCUCGAAGCCAUUUGCCAGAGCUUGGCCAAGCAUGGGAAGGUAGGGAAGGUCGGAAAACAGGACUCGAUGCCAAAGGCCACUUCGAAGUCGCGGAAUGCCUCUGACAAUUCGUCAAUCGUCGAUCUGGGUAGCCCGGGAACGAGUGACGUGAAGGCAGAAGGUUCGCCGUUGCAUUUCGACGAAUCAUCAGGCGGGUCCUCGCCGGAAUCGGAUAUUACGUUCCUGGACUUCUCGGAGCCUUCAUUGGACGAGUCGGAGAACUUCGCGUUGGAGAAGUUCCCAUCUGUGGAGAUAGAUUGGUCGGCUCUCUAGCUUAAUUCCUCUUUUUCAGUAGUGAUCUCAGAAGUAGUAGGAUCUCAGAGGUCGUGUCGUCGUCGGGUAGUAGCUUCUGCAAAUGGAGUUUUUGACAUUUGCCGAGGGGUCUAGGAUAGGUGUCAGUUGGUGAUCAUCAUCAUCAUGUAACUUAUGAUUUAUGUUUUUGUCGUUGGUCUGGUGGGCGGCUAGUGUUUUUCAAUCUAGCUUUGGCCAAAGAUCAGUAAUUUCAGGCGUCUCGUAGCUUUGCUUGCUUGUAAUUAUUUAAUGAAGAUUGUAUAAUAAUGAUAAUAAUAAUAAUGCGUUCUUCGUUA